AUGCUGCUGUGUGGCUGUUGCUGCCGCAGCUGCAGGCUGCGCUGCCAACGCUAACGCCAACGCCAACGCUGACGCCGACGCAAGCAGCUGCGCCACACAACAAAGGUGGUUGCAACACUCUCCGAAUCUGUAUAUGUACUUUCAACCCUCAAUUCGCCAGGGGCUAAAAGUGUGUCUCUCUUUAAGGGUAUGUGUGUAUGUGUGUUUGUGAUCCGCUUUUGUAUUGGUAAAUGUUGCCGCUUGCCGCCAUUGCUGCUGCUGCUUAUUCCUGAGCUGUGCGCUUGGGGUUUUGACCAAAAAGUUGAAUCAGUUGCAAUCGAGGCCUCAGUGUGUCAUGUCGUCAGCGGGCGCGUCUUUCUAAAAGUAUUCCACAAAUACUGCAAAACUAUGAUCCAUCGCAUGGAACUACUUAAUUAAUUUAUCGAAACCAAUCACACAAAAAUAAUAAAAAAGGAAACAAAACUGAAAAAUAAAAAAAAAAAACAGUGUUUAGUGCAGUGAGUGCUUUAAAGUCCUACAGUUCUUACCAAAAACCACUAAAAAACUACCAUGAGUCUGCCGUCGGGUGUGGACAUGCAGAACUUGAUGUCGCAACAUCCGGUACUUGGCGCCCUGCCACCUGCCUUCUUCCUCCGUGCCGCCUCGGAACGCUAUCAACGGACACCCAAAUGUGCCCGCUGUCGGAACCAUGGCGUGGUCAGCGCCUUGAAGGGCCACAAACGCUAUUGCCGCUGGAGGGACUGUGUUUGCGCCAAAUGCACUCUAAUCGCAGAACGUCAAAGGGUUAUGGCUGCUCAGGUUGCCUUGCGUCGCCAACAGGCUCAAGAGGAGAACGAGGCCCGCGAACUGGGCCUACUUUACACAUCCGUUCCUGGCCAACAGAAUGGCGGCGACAGCACCACACCCACCCCGCACAGUCCCAACCACAGUGGCAGCGGCGGUUCCGCCAGCGGUGGAUCUGGCCAGAAUGGCGUCUUCCACGGCGGAAUACCAUCGCCGCCAAGCGACGGCUUCGAUGCCAGCUCCACUCCCAAUCAUCUCCAGCAUCCGCAGCAGCAGCAAUCGCACCACCAGCAGCAGCAACAUGCCCAGCAGCAACACAGCCACAGCCACCAGCAAUCGCAGCGAUUCAAUGGCAAUGAAUCCGACACGGAUGGACGCACCCGUUCCGAGCACCUGAGCGUGGGCUUCUCGCCUACGAGGACCGAGCUGGACGAGAGUCCCGUUUCGAAACGAGGAGCUCCUCUCUCAAAUGAAACCGAUCAAGACACUGGCUCAGAGUCCGGAUCCCCCAGCAGUCCCAGGCCAAAAGUGGCUGGACUUUUCAAUCUCACCAGCUUGUCGCCUGCUCGAACUGGUCCGCCCAGCUCUCCAGAGUCCGAUUUGGACGUUGAUUCGGCGCCGGAUGAGGCCACGCCGGAGAAUCUCAGCCUAAAGAAGGAGGACAGUCAAUCGCCACCAAACACACCCGCCGAAAACUUGCAUUUACUGCGAACCUUCAGCAGCAACCAUGGCCAGGGCUUUAUGCCGUACCACCACACGCAGUUCCUGGCCGCCGCCGGACUGCCCACGCACCACCAUCCACCGGCCCACUCGCCACACCACCAACAGUCGCCGCACACACAGCAGCAACAUCAGCAGCAGCAGCAGCAACAACAUCAGCAGCAGCAACAACAGCAGCGAUCUCCCAUUGAUGUCCUGAUGCGAGUUUUUCCCAAUCGCCGACGAAGUGAUGUGGAGCAACUGAUGCAGAGAUUCCGUGGGGACGUGCUCCAGGCCAUGGAGUGCAUGCUGGCUGGAGAGGACUUGGGGCAGACGCCACCCCAGGUGCCGCCGUCGCCACCCUUCCCCAUGAAAUCUGCGUUCUCCCCACUGGUUCCGCCCUCGGUCUUCGGUUCGCCCACUCACCGAUAUCAUCCUUUCAUGCAGGCCCACGCCAAGAGGUUCCUAUCCGCCCCGUAUGCCGGAACCGGCUACCUCCCUGGUGUUCUCAGUGCGGCGGAUAUCGAGCAGUCCGAGUCCAACGGCGCCGGCGGUAUCGGAUUGGAUCGCAGCAGCAAUGCCGGGGACUCCCAAGAUUGAGGCAACGAGGCGGAGGCCUGCGGCUCUGCCGUUUUCCGGCCUUUCGAGUAAAAAAAAUGAAAUUCGAUUUCAAAAAGGGUUUCUAAAACUGAUUUAAUUUUGCUUCCAAGAUGUUUGAAAGACAAAAUUAAAUUGGUAAUAAAAAUGCCUUUAUAUAUAAAUUUCUGUGCUUAUCCAUUUUCCUCAAUUUGUUUGUAGCUAUUUCAAAAAAUAAGUGUAAAUUAUAUUUACCCUUAAAAUAGUAGCUCAAGUAUUGUAACAUAGACAUCGUAAUUAUAACUAUAUGUAUGCAUCGAUCGAAGCACUUGAACCCAGUUAAGCCAUAAGAUAUACAGAUUUGUUUAGAAGAAAUUAAACUGCACGGAUGAUGAGAUUAUUGUGUAAGGGAUUAAUAAAUCACAUCCAACUAAAUGAGAUAUACGUGUGUACCAUAUAAAUACGAGCAUAUAAAAUUAUAUUAAAUAUCAUAUUAUGUAUUAGAUAAAAUACAUUUCAAACACUGUGUUAAAGUAUUUAAUAAAUCUAAAAAGUAAUUCAAUAAAUUUAAAAG
Drosophila ananassae is the source of this 2632-nucleotide messenger RNA. It is a transcript of the gene dmrt99B, whose product is annotated as doublesex- and mab-3-related transcription factor A2. The record is from RefSeq and is a predicted model, not a curated record. Gene Ontology annotation, molecular function: RNA polymerase II cis-regulatory region sequence-specific DNA binding; protein binding; DNA-binding transcription factor activity, RNA polymerase II-specific. Gene Ontology annotation, biological process: sex differentiation; regulation of transcription by RNA polymerase II. Gene Ontology annotation, cellular component: nucleus. Lineage: Eukaryota; Metazoa; Arthropoda; Insecta; Diptera; Drosophilidae. The transcript has 4 exons. Bases 550 to 2082 code for a protein of 510 amino acids.